Molecule: messenger RNA, 1167 nt
Organism: Protopolystoma xenopodis
Lineage: Eukaryota; Metazoa; Platyhelminthes; Monogenea; Polystomatidea; Polystomatidae
Source: the annotation of a GenBank genome assembly
AUGAUUGAUAUAAUUCUUGAAGAUGUUAUGCGAAUGUCAACAGAUGAGCUCAUAAGCCGUACUCGUCUCCUGGAUAAUGAGAUUAAAAUAAUGAAAUCUGAGCUUCAUCAUGUAGAUCAUGAAAUUAAAAUGAAGCAAGCAAAGGUUAAGGAAAGUAAAGGAAAAAUUAAGAUGAAUAAAUCACUUCCUUAUCUGGUUUCAAACGUCGUAGAGCUUCUGGAUGUUGAGCCGCAAGAAGAUGAAGAAGAAGAUGGCGCAAACAUUGAUCUAGAUGCUCAGCGCAAGGGCAAAUGUGCUGUUAUCAAGACGAGCACUCGUCAAACUUAUUUCUUGCCAGUUAUCGGAUUAGUACCACCCGAAGAACUUAAGCCGGGUGAUCUCAUUGGAGUCAAUAAAGACUCCUAUCUCAUUUUAGAAAAACUUCCCCCUGAAUUUGAUUCGAGAGUAAAGGCAAUGGAAGUUGAUGAUAGGCCAGCUGAGUGCUAUACCGACAUCGGUGGCCUCGAUAAACAAAUACAGGAGUUAAUUGAAGCUGUUGUAUUACCAAUGACCCACAAAGAUCGAUUCGAGGCCAUCGGUAUCCAGCCUCCCAAGGGAGUCUUGCUCUAUGGACCCCCUGGCACUGGAAAAACUCUCCUCGCUAGGGCGUGCGCUUCUCAUAUUAAAUCUACAUUUCUCAAGCUUGCUGGACCUCAGCUAGUACAAAUGUUCAUAGGCGAUGGUGCCAAAUUAGUUAGGGAUGCCUUUACUUUGGCAAAAGAAAAGGCACCUGCCAUAAUUUUUAUAGAUGAAUUAGACGCGAUUGGCACGAAGCGCUUUGACAGUGAAAAGGCUGGAGAUCGUGAGGUUCAACGCACAAUGCUUGAAUUGUUAAAUCAACUUGAUGGGUUUCAACCUAAUCAUGACAUAAAAGUUAUAGCAGCGACAAAUCGAGUUGAUAUUCUUGACCCUGCGCUUCUUAGAUCUGGCCGACUAGAUCGUAAGAUAGAAUUCCCUGCACCCAAUGAGGAGGCUCGUGCCAGAAUAAUGCAGAUACACUCCCGGAAAAUGAACGUUGAUAAGGAUGUAAAUUUUGAAGAAUUGGCUCGGUGUACUGAUGAUUUUAAUGGGGCUCAGUGCAAAGCAGUGUGUGUCGAGGCGGUAAGUCUGCUUCAUUUUUUUGUUUAG